Molecule: messenger RNA, 1413 nt
Organism: Lynx canadensis (Canada lynx)
Lineage: Eukaryota; Metazoa; Chordata; Mammalia; Carnivora; Felidae
Product: olfactory receptor 10J4
Exons: 1
Coding region: 478-1413 (311 amino acids)
Biological process (GO): G protein-coupled receptor signaling pathway
Cellular component (GO): membrane
Molecular function (GO): olfactory receptor activity; G protein-coupled receptor activity
Source: RefSeq, a predicted model, not a curated record
CACCUGGGUCUGGCUGCCCACCUCCCAGAAUCAUGCCUCUGGCAGCGAUCUGUCCCUGGCUUGAAUUCUCGCUCUAUGGAGGACCCCUCACAACUGGCUCUCUGACAGGCGGUGCGUCACUGCUGGGCCAAAGCAGGGGAGCGUGGGCGGACUUCCAGGCUGUGCACACUCAGUCUGGUGACUUCUCUGGUCUGCGGCCCCCCCAGCCAAGCACGUGAGGUGUUUCCACCGCUCGCUGCAGGUAUUAACUCUCUUCCCCACCCCCCUGCAUCUGCCUCCCAGCGCCACGCCCCUGCGAACCUUGGGAAGUCUUGGUGAACUUGGCCAGUGUCUGAAAGCUGAGAGCUUCGGAAACCGGGAGCUACACCCAUUUUGCGCCCCUGCACAUGGCUGACGAGGACCGUGGACCAGCCUCCUGCUUCCACCCCGGAUGUCCAACCUCCCCACUUCAUCUCUUUCAGACCCAGAUUGUCCUCAAUGCCAAGACUCAACUUGACCGCCGUGACAGAGUUCACCUUUGAAGGUUUUUCCAUUUUUGGGUGGCAGCACAGACUCAUUCUCUUUGCGGUCUUUCUGGUCUUGUACCUGUUGACCCUCACCAGCAAUGCCAUCAUCUUGACCGUUAUCCACCUCAACCGUCAACUUCACACACCCAUGUACUUCUUCCUGAGCGUACUGUCCAUCUCUGAGACCUGUUACACGGUGGCCAUCAUCCCCCGCAUGCUGUCCAGUCUCCUCAGUCCCCAACGAGCCAUCUCCAUCCCACACUGUGCCACUCAGCUCUUCUUCUAUCUCGCCUUCGGCAUCAACAACUGCUUCCUGCUCGCGGCCAUGGGGUAUGACCACUACGCGGCCAUCUGCAACCCCCUGCGGUAUUCCGUCGUCAUGGGCAAAAGGACUUGUCUACAAUUGGCGAGUGGCUCCUGGAGCAUUGGCCUGAGCACGGCCAUCAUUCAGGUGUCGUCUGUGUUCAGCCUGCCCUUCUGUGAUGCCAACGUCAUCUCCCACUUCUUCUGUGACGUCCGGCCCCUGAUGAAGCUGGCCUGUGCUGACACCACCAUCAAAGAACUUGUCACCUUGCUCAUCAGUCUGUGUGUCCUUGUUCUGCCCAUGGUGCUGAUCUUCAUCUCCUACGUCCUGAUUGUCUCCACCAUCCUCAAGAUCCCCUCCGCCCAGGGCCGGAAGAAGGCCUUUGCCACCUGCGCCUCCCACCUCACGGUGGUCGUCGUCCACUACGGCUGCGCCUCCGUCAUCUACCUAAAACCCAAGUCUCACAACUCCCUGAAGGACAGACUCAUCUCCGUGACCUACACGGUCAUCACACCCCUCCUCAACCCUGUUGUGUACAGCCUGAGGAACAAAGACGUCAAGGAUGCCUUGCUCAGAGCUUUGGGCAAAAAUCCUCUCUCUUAG